Messenger RNA from Alosa sapidissima (American shad), 4969 nucleotides. Its product is annotated as glypican-1-like. Gene Ontology annotation, cellular component: synapse; cell surface; extracellular region. Bases 498 to 1841 code for a protein of 447 amino acids. The record is from RefSeq and is a predicted model, not a curated record. The transcript is spliced from 8 exons. Gene Ontology annotation, molecular function: fibroblast growth factor binding. NCBI's taxonomy places the organism in Eukaryota, Metazoa, Chordata, Actinopteri, Clupeiformes, Clupeidae. Gene Ontology annotation, biological process: regulation of protein localization to membrane; negative regulation of fibroblast growth factor receptor signaling pathway; cell migration.
GCUGGUUUGAUGCAACAUCCUGUGGGGAAGCAUCGCGGCAAGCGCGCAUUCAGAACACAAAGUCAGUGCCCUGCAGAUGGUGCUUUCUUGCCUUUCCCUCUCCGCCUCAUUCGUUCUAGUGGGAGUGCAGGGGCAGCAUCUCCGAAUCUAACAGUUUAAGAACAUCAAUCCAAAACAAGAGGACACGGACUCUGACUGCCAAGUGUUAAUUGUUUCGUCCGCUGGUUACCGCAGUCUUGAGUAGAGCGGUCCCGGGAAGCUUUAUUUGUCAGCGUGCACUUCAAUUUCCCUGAAUAUUUCCGCCGAGCCAAGCUGUCAAAUAAAGCUGACAUUAACAAGAGAGCACUCGCUAUUACGCUCAUAACCUCGGAGCUUAAUCACGGAUAGCACCGGACGGAUAGCGGUGUUGGAUGUCUAUCGCAUGACAGGACUUCGCUAAUAUCACAACACCUUGCUGCAGGAUUUGCACUUCGUUGUGCUGUGCUUACCUAUUAAGAAUGGGGAUCACCGUGGUUUUUGUCCUGUGCGUCCUCACCAUGCCGGUUUUCGGAGCCGGCGACGCGAUCGCUAAACCCAGGAGUUGUGCGGAUGUCAAGCAGUUCUACGCUGGCAAGGGUUUCAAUGUUGCCGGACUUCCACAGAGCGAAAUCUCCGGUGAGCACUUGCGUAUCUGCCCUCAGGGCUACACCUGCUGCACCAGUGAGAUGGAGGAGAAGCUGUCCAACCUGAGUCGCGUGGACUUCGAGCGUCUGGUGAAGGAGGAGGGACGCUCACUGCAGAUCACCCUGAACACCCAGUACAAGAGCUUCGACAGUUACGUGCUGGAGCUGAUUAACCGCUCGGAGAGCACGCUGGCCCAGACGCUGGGUCCGCAGUACCAGCCUAACCUGCGCGUGCUGCAGGACCUGUUCAGCGAGCUGCGCCGAUACUACCGCGGCGCCAACGUCAACCUGGAGGAGGCUCUCAACGAGUUCUGGGUCAAGCUGCUGGAGCGCCUGUUCAAGGCGGCCAACCCGAAGUACACGCUGACCGACGACUACCUGGAGUGCGUCACCAAGCAGUCGGAGACGCUGCGACCGUUCGGCGAGACGCCACGCGACGCCCAGCAGAAAGUCACACGCGCCUUCGUGGCCCUGCGCACCUUCAUCCAGGGCCUAGUGACCGGCGGGGAGGUCACCCGCAAAGUCUCCCAGGUGAGAGCCACACCUGUGUUCCAGGCCUGUGGGCAACCCAGUGAGAAUGGAGAUGCCAGCGCUGACCCCGCGGAGAGGACCCUGCCCACGGUGGAGAAGCCCAGCACCACCACCUCGCCCACUAGCGAGAAACUGGUCAACGACGUGUCGGACAAAGUGAGAGCCAUGAUGGAGCACUGGGUGAUCCUUCCUAGCAGGCUGUGCGCGGACCGUGUGGCCUCCGGGACGUCCGCCGAGGACAGCUGCUGGAACGGCUCGAGCCGGGGCAGGUACCUGCCAGAGAUGAUGGGUGAUGGCCUGGCCAGCCAGAUUAAUAACCCUGAGGUGGAGAUUGACAUCACCAAGCCAGACAUGACCAUUCGCCAGCAGAUCAUGCAGCUGAAGAUCAUGACCAACCGCCUGAAGAACGCCCUCAAUGGCAACGACGUCGACUUCCAGGACACCAGUGAUGACAUGAGUGGCUCAGGCAGCGGGGUGUGUAGUGACGAGUCGUGUGUCCCCAUCCCUGAGAUCCCCAUGACCAAGACAGUCCAGCCCAAAGAAGCGGCCCCGUUCGAUGAACGCGUGCGGGGCGCAGCCACCCUCAACCUGCCUUGCGUCGCACUCACCUGCCUGCUCUCAUUGGUCACGCUGCUGCUUAGGCGAUAAUUGGCAGACAUCUCCACCAAUGGGGGGACUGAGGUUGGGGGGAAAGGGAGGAUGAAUGAGGGGGAGGGAGGAAAGGGCUGGGUUAGUUACUUUGCCAAAAAAUACAUUGAAAACAAACAAAAAAGGUAACAAAAUGAAUGGACUCCUUUUUGUCCCCGAUCAAGAACAAAAAGGAAUAUCGUUAGGAUUUCUUUUUUUGUUCUUUCUUCGUCUUCUUUUUUUUUCUAAAUAUGGCACGACUAGAGCUGGUCUUUUUGGUGGUCUUUUUGUUUCUGGUGUUUGGGUUCCUUGAGGGGGAAAAAAAAACAACAAAUCUGUACUUAGAAAUGUUCAUCAAAACCUUUAGAAAUAGAUCUCUGUAUACUUAAACCAAGUAACCACACCAUGGGAGAGCUUCUUUGUAGUGCUGAGCCAAAUUUUCGUUUUUGUGUGGGGUUUUUUUGCUCCUCAAUAAUACAGGCUUUAAGAUUGUUUAUUUAUUAGUUUUUAAAAAGGGAGAACAGCAGAGUUCUACAUCCAAAGCCUUUUUUUCCUAUUCCUUUAAAAUUGUGAUUGUAAGAGUGCAGGCCCUUAAAAUUCACCCAGAAAAUCUAGUCUUCUGAGGAGGCCCAAAUUGACCAUUAUAAUUUGACUCAUCAGUCCACUCGGGCUUCUUAAAGCAGACAACUUUGGACUGUAAGCACAUUUUCCUUGUCGGUAUCUUCAGGUCCACUUGAUGUGGGCAGUCAGAGUACAUCCAAAUGAUACACACUUUGGAGAAUGUGUGUGAAUCCUGAAGAGUGCAGUCCUGAAUUUUGGGGACAUUUUGGAUUGAAAACCUAAAUUUUAGCUCAGCGCUAUCAGUGAGCAGAUAGAAGAACAGGCACGGAUGUGGUUGUCUCGUGUGUAAAACACGCUCGCACCAUCUGACAAGCUGAAAAGCUUAAAAUGUGUGCCGUUCUCUCAAGAUUGGUUUGUUUUCUCAAGGCUGAGAGCGACGCGUUUGUGUGUGUGUGUGUGUUUGUGUGUCAGUGUGCAUAUAUGUAUGUGUUUGUGCAUGCACACAUGCGUGUAUGUGUGUGUGCCUGUGUAUGUGUGUGUGUGUGAGAGAGAGAGUUUGUCUCGUCCAGAAGCUCUAGGUUUGUGCAGCUGAGGGAGCUGGGGACCCAAGUGUUGAGAGCUCUGUAGGCCAGUUCAAAGACCAUCAGUAGGCCAGGACAGAACCGCAAAUGGAACACACAGAACAGGAACACUGUCCCAGCUCAGCGAACCCCCCAGUGGAGGCAGGAGAACGCACUGCACUGUAGAACCACUUCUUACAACAACAAGAAAAAAACAAUGUGUAAAUGCUUCUGAUUUGCUUUUUCUGAGUUAGAUAAAUUAGGGAUUAUAAAUAUGUGAUGACAAAAUGAAAUCUGUAUUUCUCUCUUUCUCGCUCGCUCGCUCUCUCUCUCUCUUUUUCUCUUUUUUUGUUUUGCUUCCCAUUCUUUGUAACAUUCUCCUGUGUGAUGCCAAAAUGCAAACUUGGUCUCCCUGAUAAUUCACAGGCAUGCACGCCACAAUGUUUGAAAAACUAUACUGCAAUGUGAGAAUGUUUUUGUACUAGUUUGUUGCAGAGAGUCUGUCAGUGGAACUGAUGCAAGACAGGAUGGGAAAGGGAUAUGUGUGUGUGUUUUAAUCCUGAUGGGUACUAAGGCUUUGUGAGAUCUAUCCCUUUUGUGGAUGGGGAUUUUGUGGAUGAUAGCAAGAGUGUUUGUGUGUGUGUGUGUGUGUGUGUGUGUGUGUGUGUGUGUGUGUGUGCUUGUGCUUAUAUAUGUGUGUGUGUCUGAGUGCAUGUGUGCAAUAGAUCGUUUUUGCUGCACAUGUGUAGAAAUGUAUGGCAGAGUAUGACUGUGCUUGUUCUUGAGUCGCUGUAGACUUUGAUGUCGAAAGUGGCAGAAAUAUGACUAACACAAGAGGUGCUUGGAAGCGCGGGGAAGCCUAGACAUGACUGCGUCAGACCGCGCCGGAGCCCAUCACGGGGCUGCUGGGUUGAGUGCAGCCCGUCCUCCGGGCAGGUGCGUUAACAGAUGGCACACAGUGUGUGACGCGCGUGUGUGUGUGUGUGUAAGUGUGUGCGUGUGUGAUGCCCUUCCCUUCGGGCACUGCCACUGAGCAUGUGGGCUUUUGUAUCGUGGCACAGCACAGCCACCUAGCCCAUGGGUACAGAAAGUGCCCCCUGCUGAUCUCCGCCUUGACGCAGUGCUGGCGAGAUCUGACCCCCUCCGGUCAGCGUGCGCUUGGGAUGCGUUUGAAAGAGGGAACUCUAAUGACCUAGUGCUGGGGUCCCUGGUGUGAGCUGACUGUGUCAGCUUCUUGCAGUAUUUCCCCAUUGCGACAUUCCAAGGCAAAUUACGUAUGGGAAAAUAAAAAACAAACAAACAUACAAACUAACAAAAAACACAAACAAGAUGUAACUUGUUAUGUUUCAUACCAAUGGCUGUCCCUCUCUUUGUCUGUCACAUCUCACUGUCAUUGGCUGACAAUUUGCACAACCUCUGUCCCUUUGUCCUAUUUCACCCCCCCCCCCAGCACCCCCACCCUAACCCCAGCCCCGAUCCUAAAGUUCAUUUCAAUUGCUGCACUUUUCAUGACGCAUGUGGCCUCCCUGUCCACGGGCUGGCGUCGGCUGCAUAACAGCAUCACAGGAUAGGGGAUCAAUACUUGAGAAGCACCCUGCAGAAAGAUCCAUCGAUCGGGACUCCCGAUUUAUGUAUGCGGACAGUACAGGGGUUGAUGGAUGGCGAGAACCGCUCCACUCGGAGACAAAACUAAAGAGCAGUCGGAGACCAGGGGCCCAGUAAGCCCCCUGACCCCUCCCCCCCACCUCUGUCUAAUGUUGAAUGUGGCAGGCAUUUAUGAAAUGUGCCGAAUUUGUUUUGUUUUUCUUUUGAGAAACCAUUCUGAUAUAUAUAUUUUUUCUUUGUCUUCUGUUUUGUCGUUUUAAUGAGGAAAAAAAUGAUAAAUGAAACAUUGGUUUGUUUUCAUAGCCACAACAGUGCAAGGAAAUGAGGUUGGAGAAGAAAAAAAAAUUGAAAAUUAUGUGUCAGUUGCUGUUGUAUGUUCCUGAUACCUUGUGUCAAUUAUAUACGUCAUUAAGAUUUUCAAGA